Drosophila bipectinata is the source of this 892-nucleotide messenger RNA. RefSeq names its product Cuticular protein 49Af (gene Cpr49Af). Gene Ontology annotation, cellular component: chitin-based extracellular matrix. Lineage: Eukaryota; Metazoa; Arthropoda; Insecta; Diptera; Drosophilidae. The record is from RefSeq and is a predicted model, not a curated record. Gene Ontology annotation, molecular function: structural constituent of chitin-based larval cuticle.
CCGGAUCGCCAUCGCCAGUCGCUCCGUAACACUCAAAUUGGAUUGUACUAACUUUCGGAGCACCAUGAAAUCCCUACUGAUUCUUGCUGUAUUUGUGGUAGCCUCCAGUGCUACCUCCCUGGAGAAUAACGACCCCAUUUCCCAGGAGUCCAAUGUGGAGUACAAUGGCAAAUACCAUUACCACUACGAACUGCGUGAUGGCUCUAAGGCCACGCAAGAUGGUGUCUUAAAGUCCGUGAAUUCUAAGCAGAACGGUGAAGCUGUCCAUGGCAAGUACUCCUUUGUGGGCGACGAUGGCCAGACGUACGUAGUUUCCUACACCGCCGACGAGAACGGCUACCGGGCGGUGGGCGACCAUCUGCCCACGCCUCCACCCACUCCCGAGUCAGUGCUGAAAGCUCUGGAAUACAUCCGGACCCAUCCCUACACCGCUCCGGAGAAGAAGCACUAAGCCCCAGACGAGAACAAAGCCCAAAUGUGAUUGGAACCAAAAGAACUGAAAAGCGACAUUAAAAAACAUAUUCAAAAAUACGCAAAAAUCGAAUUGAUGUCUUGGAUAACCGGAAACAGAGCGGCUACUUGGGCCAAUGUGUGCCAAAGAUUUUGUGUUACUUAGCAGUUUUUACUUGGCCAGUUUGGCGGUCCAUCUCGCUAAACAGCUACCAAUUGAAAGCUAAAUCGUUAAACAAGCAAUUGAAGCAGAGUGGCAAAAAUCGUCAAGGUCGUAGCCGAAUAGUAGAACUCCGAAAUGGAAUGAGCAUAGAUCAAUAGGAAUUAUGUAAUAGGGCCAGGCAUUGGGGAGCAGAAACUGAAAGUGUGAUUGAUUUUUGUUUUCCUUUAUCGAACUAAUUUACAUUAGUAUGUUAAUUUCGAAGCUUCUACUUAAGACGAG